GAAAUGGGAGAGGUCGGGGUGUCGCCGUCUAUAGGCCGAGGUGGGGGCGGCGGUGAAGGUGACGGGGUCGGCCGGCGGGAGCAUGGCGGCGGCAGCGACGAGGCUGGGCUGGCGGCGCCCGGAGCUGUUGCGGGCUUUGACGUAUACAAGCCGUGGCUAUGCCUCACAACGUACUCUAAAUGAGGUGGUGAUAGCAAGUGCUGUGAGGACACCGAUUGGAUCUUUCCAAGGAUCUCUUUCGUCAUUGCCAGCCACUAAACUUGGUUCCAUUGCAAUUAAGGGAGCAAUUGACAGAGCAGGUAUCCCUGCAGAAGAAGUGAAAGAAGCGUAUAUGGGUAAUGUCUUGCAGGCUGGACAAGGACAAGCUCCAGCAAGACAAGCAGUCCUGGGUGCAGGUCUGCCGAUCCGCACUCCUUGUACAACUGUCAAUAAGGUCUGUGCUUCAGGAAUGAAAUCGAUCUUGAUGGCAGCACAAAGCCUGAUGUGUGGGAGUCAGGAUGUAAUGGUUGCAGGCGGAAUGGAGAGCAUGUCUAAUGUACCCUACACAAUGAGCAGAGGAUCAACACCUUAUGGAGGAGUAAAGCUAGAAGACCUGAUAGUAAAAGAUGGGCUCACGGAUGCUUAUAACCACAUCCAUAUGGGCAACUGUGCUGAGAAUACUGCAAAGAAGUUCACUAUUUCACGAGAGGAACAAGACACUUACGCCAUAGGCUCUUACACGAAGAGCAAAACAGCCUGGGAGUCAGGAAUAUUGACAAAUGAAAUAGUUCCUGUCACUAUUUCAAAAAAAGGAAAGCCAGACAUAGAAGUGAAAGAAGAUGAAGAAUACAAACGUGUUGAUUUUAGUAAAGUUCCAAAGCUGAAAACUGUUUUCCAGAAAGAAAAUGGAACAGUGACAGCUGCUAAUGCCAGUACUCUGAACGAUGGAGCAGCUGCUUUGGUGCUGAUGACGACAGAGGCCGCCAAGAGGCUGAAAGUCAAACCAUUGGCACGGAUAGUAGCUUUUGCAGAUGCUGCUGUUGAUCCCAUUGACUUCCCAAUUGCACCUGCACAUGCUGUUCCCAAGAUUCUAAGUGAGGCAGGCAUUAAAAAAGAAGAUAUUGCAAUGUGGGAAAUCAACGAAGCGUUCAGCGUUGUGGUGCUGGCCAAUAUUAAAAUGCUGGGUAUCGACCCACAAAAGGUGAACAUUCACGGAGGCGCCGUCUCUCUUGGACAUCCCAUAGGAAUGUCUGGAGCAAGAAUUGUUGCCCACAUGGCUCAUGCAUUGAAGCAGGGACAAUAUGGUCUUGCAGGAAUUUGCAAUGGAGGAGGAGGUGCUUCUGCAAUACUGAUAGAGAAGUUGUAGGUCCCAAUGGUGUUGGAAACAGCCUUAAGCACCCUCUGAUCCAAACGGAGUGGUACCUGUUACAUCUUAUUUAUCAAUAAGUGGAUGAAUUCCUUAACUGUAUUCUAAAAUUUCUCAACGCAUCAUUGAUUAUUACUACAGAUAACUGAGCUUUUAUUACGUUGACUUGGUGCAAAUUUUUGUACAGUACAAAUAAAAAAUGUCAAAUUAUGGUAAGAUCUUGAUACCUGACAAUAAAGAAUGUUUGUCAACUGUG
Columba livia (rock pigeon) is the source of this 1601-nucleotide messenger RNA. It is a transcript of the gene ACAT1, whose product is annotated as acetyl-CoA acetyltransferase 1. Bases 83 to 1345 code for a protein of 420 amino acids. Gene Ontology annotation, molecular function: acetyl-CoA C-acetyltransferase activity. The record is from RefSeq and is a predicted model, not a curated record. The transcript has 12 exons. Gene Ontology annotation, cellular component: mitochondrion. Lineage: Eukaryota; Metazoa; Chordata; Aves; Columbiformes; Columbidae. Gene Ontology annotation, biological process: fatty acid beta-oxidation.